This is a messenger RNA of Nanorana parkeri, 1515 nucleotides long. RefSeq names its product cytochrome P450 2A6-like. Gene Ontology annotation, cellular component: intracellular membrane-bounded organelle; cytoplasm. The transcript has 10 exons. The record is from RefSeq and is a predicted model, not a curated record. The coding region runs from base 1 to 1515 and encodes 504 amino acids. Lineage: Eukaryota; Metazoa; Chordata; Amphibia; Anura; Dicroglossidae. Gene Ontology annotation, biological process: xenobiotic metabolic process. Gene Ontology annotation, molecular function: heme binding; iron ion binding; oxidoreductase activity, acting on paired donors, with incorporation or reduction of molecular oxygen, reduced flavin or flavoprotein as one donor, and incorporation of one atom of oxygen.
AUGAGUGAUCUACUGCCCAAUAGUAUGAGUUAUGGUGGUGACGUGACUUCACAAGCAGUGUCACAGGGCACGGAGCAGGAAAUAGUCCUUUAUUACAGCAGAUAUGCAUGGAGGAGAAGGAAAAUGCCGCCAGGUCCCUUCCCUCUGCCUAUUCUGGGGAACUUUCUACAACUUCAAUCCAAAGGAAUACUUCCAAGCUUAUUAAAGAUGGCAGAGAAAUAUGGUCCUAUCUAUACGAUACACUUUGGCUCCAGACCCACAGUCAUCGUGGUUGGAUAUCAAGCGGUCAAAGAAGUCCUAGUAGACCUUGGAGAUAUUUUUCUAGGACGAGGAACCAUUCCUGUUUUUGAGAAGUUUUACAACAAAAGUGGAAUGAAUCUUGUCAACGGAGAGCCUUGGAAACAGCUAAGACAAUUUUCCCUCCUGACUCUUAAGGACUUUGGGAUGGGCAGAAAGACACUGGAAGAACCUAUUCAGGUUGAGGCACAACACUUAGUUGAUUAUUUCAGAAGUUGUAACGGUAAGUAUGUCAACCCCAGCACUGUGCUGAGCUGUGCGUCUUCCAAUAUCAUUGCUGAUUUGCUGGUGGGGAAACGUUACGAGUACACUGAUGAUAAAUGGAUGAAAAUUCUGCAGGACAUGAGGGACUCAUUUGAAAUAAUUUCUUCUAUAUGGGGUCAGCUGUAUGACAUGUACCCCAGUAUCAUGCAGUAUUUACCUGGACCACACCAAAAAAUGUUUGACCUUUUACAAGACCUAAAACAAAUUGUGAAGGACAGCAUCAAGAACCAUCAAGACACUCUGGACCCAGCCUGUCCCCGAGAUUACAUCGACUGUUUCCUCAUCAGGAUGGAACAAGAAAAACUGGAUUCCAAAACUUCUUUUCAUGCAAAGCACUUGCUGUCCACAGUGUUUGACAUGUUCCUUGGAGGAGCAGAGACCACAUCAAUUACAUUAAGUUUUGGAGUCUUGUAUUUUAUAAAGUAUCCAGAGAUACAAGAUAAACUUCAUGAGGAAAUUGAUAAGGUAAUUGGUCGAACACGAGACCCGAGAGUGGAAGACAGGAACCAGAUGCCAUAUAUGAAUGCCAUCAUACAUGAGAUUCAAAGAAUUAGUGAUGUAUUACCUAUGGGAUGUAUCAGAUCAGCCAUGGCCGAUGUGACCCUCCGUGGAUAUAACCUCCCCAAGGGCACAGACAUUUUACCAGUGCUGACGACAGUUUUACAUGACCCAUCACAGUUUGAAACUCCAGGAGAAUUUAAUGUCAAACAUUUUUUGGAUGAGAAUGGAAAGUUUAAGAAAAAUAAUGGAUUCAUGCCAUUUGCUGCAGGAAAGAGAUCGUGCAUUGGAGAAAGUUUGGUGCGCAUGGAGGUUUUCCUCUUUUUCACCACGCUUCUGCAAAAAUUCACACUGAAGUCUCCCGUGGAUCCUAAAACUCUCGACAUUACUCCUACGGAAACCGGCUUAGAAAACAUCCCACCAAAUUACAACGUCAUCUUUCUACCCCGAGAGUAG